Molecule: messenger RNA, 3825 nt
Organism: Condylostylus longicornis
Lineage: Eukaryota; Metazoa; Arthropoda; Insecta; Diptera; Dolichopodidae
Gene: LeuRS
Product: leucine--tRNA ligase, cytoplasmic
Exons: 6
Coding region: 158-3691 (1177 amino acids)
Biological process (GO): leucyl-tRNA aminoacylation
Molecular function (GO): leucine-tRNA ligase activity; ATP binding; aminoacyl-tRNA deacylase activity
Source: RefSeq, a predicted model, not a curated record
UUAACAGUUUUCAAUUCUAGAACCCAAAAGAUAUUCAAUAUCAAUAUCAAAUUUUAUUCACUUGUGGACGUUGCACAUUUUGUGUUUUAAGUGUUCGGUUAUUUGAAAUAAAUAUUUAGUAGACACAUUUAUAUUAGAAUUUAGAAUAAAAAAAAUAAUGGCCGAAAGAAAAGGAACAUUUAAAGUUGAAUAUUUGCAAAAAAUUGAAAGAGAGGUGCAAGCGAAUUGGGAAAAAGAAAAGAUUUUUGAGAUAGAUGCUCCGCUUGAACCUCGAAAAUCUGUAGAAGAAAAAUUUUUAGUAACUUUCCCAUUCCCUUAUAUGAAUGGACGUCUUCAUCUGGGACAUACAUUUUCUCUAUCUAAAGCUGAAUUUGCAGUAAGAUAUGAACGCUUAAAGGGAAAAAAAUGUUUAUUCCCUUUUGGGUUUCAUUGUACAGGAAUGCCAAUAAAAGCAUGUGCUGACAAACUAAAACGUGAGUUAGAAGAAUAUGGAUAUCCACCCAAAUUUCCGAAUAUGCAGGAUGAAGAAGAACAAACUGAAGAAAAAGGUGAUGCACCGAAAAACAAAGCAAAGGGUAAGAAAAGUAAGGCUGUUUCAAAAAGUGGUUCCGCAAAGUUUCAGUGGCAAAUAAUGCAAAGCUUAGGGUUAAAGGAUGAAGAAAUAAAGAAUUUCGCAAAUACUGAGUAUUGGUUAGAAUAUUUUCCACCAUUGGCUAUUACUGAUUUAAAAAGUAUAGGACUUCACAUUGACUGGAGACGGACAUUUAUUACAACAGAUGCAAACCCUUUUUUUGACUCAUUUGUUCGUUGGCAGUUCGUGCACUUGAAAAACAGGGGAAAAGUAAUGUACGGAAAACGUUAUACUAUCUAUUCACCCAAAGAUGGUCAACCUUGCAUGGACCACGACCGAUCAACUGGUGAAGGCGUUGGUCCGCAAGAGUACACGCUUAUUAAAAUGAUAUUAAAUGAAAUUCCCGAGAAAUUACGGAUGGUGAAAGCUAAAAUUUAUAUGGUAGCAGCAACAUUGCGACCAGAGACUAUGUAUGGUCAAACAAAUUGUUGGCUUCACCCUGACAUUGAAUACAUCGCAUUUCAAACUGUAAAGUCUGAUGAAGUUUGGAUUUGUACCCGUCGCGCAGCUUUAAAUAUGGCCUUUCAAGGUUUUACACCAGUUGAAGGAAAAAUUGAGAUUUUGGCCUCUUUUAAAGGACAAGAGUUAUUAGGAUUAUCAUUAUGUUCGCCUUUAACUUCACACAAAUAUAUAUAUACUUUGCCUAUGCUUACAAUUAAAGAAGAUAAAGGAACCGGGGUAGUGACAUCAGUGCCUUCUGAUUCUCCAGAUGAUUAUGCAGCUUUAGUUGAUUUGCAAAAAAAGGAAGCAUUCAGAAUAAAAUAUGGUAUCAAAGAUGAAAUGGUAUGUCCAUAUAAACCUGUUCCUAUAAUUGAAGUCCCGACAUUAGGCAAACUCAGUGCAGUUUAUGUCUACGAAAAACUCAAAAUUCAGAGCCAAAACGACAAGGACAAACUUAUUGAAGCUAAAGAGUUGUGUUAUUUAAAAGGUUUCUACGAUGGCGUUUUAUUAGUAGGUGAGUUUAGUGGAAAGAAAGUGCAAGAUGUUAAAAAAGAAGUUCAAAAGAAAUUGAUUGAAAAAGAUGAAGCUGUAAUUUAUUAUGAACCGGAAAAAACUAUUAUUUCUCGGUCUGCCGAUGUUUGCGUAGUAGCAUUGUGCAACCAGUGGUAUUUAAAUUAUGGUGAAUCACAAUGGUUAGGUCAAGCAUUUAAAUCAUUGGAGAAGAUGGAGUGUUAUCACACAGAAGUACGAAAUAAUUUUGAAGCGUGCUUAAAUUGGCUUCACGAAUAUGCUUGCUCAAGAACAUACGGUCUGGGAACUAAAUUGCCAUGGGAUGAACAAUGGCUUAUUGAGAGUUUGUCUGAUUCAACAAUUUAUAUGGCAUUUUACACCGUGUGUCAUCUGUUACAAAAUGGCUCGUUUAGGGGAGAGAAACCCAGUCCAAUCGGUAUAAAACCUGAAGAUAUGACCCCAGAAGUUUGGGAUUAUAUAUUCUUUAAAGAAGCCCCGCAACCAAAAAACUCUUCUAUUAAAAAGGAACAUUUGGAAUUGAUGAAAAGGGAAUUUGAGUACUGGUAUCCAGUCGAUCUUAGAGUUUCGGGAAAAGAUCUACUCCAAAAUCAUUUGACCUUUUUUAUUUAUAACCAUUGCGCCAUAUGGCCUAACAGUCCAGAUAAAUGGCCACGAGCUGUUCGUUGUAAUGGUCAUUUACUAUUAAAUUCGGCAAAAAUGUCGAAAUCUGAGGGAAAUUUUCUUACUUUAUAUGAAGCUGUUAAAAAAUUUUCAGCAGACGGAAUGCGAUUAUGUUUGGCUGAUUCUGGGGAUAGUAUCGAAGAUGCUAAUUUUGUAGAAAGUAAUGCUGAUGCUGGAAUAUUGCGCUUGUACACAUUCAUUGAAUGGGUUAAGGAAAUGCUAGCAUCAAGGUUAAUGCUACGAAAAGAAAAAAACAAUUCAUUUAAUGAUAAAGUAUUUAUAAGCGAAAUGAAUUUAAAGACACAGCAAACUGAUGAGUAUUAUAAGAAAAUGUUAUAUAAAGAAGCUCUACGUACUGGUUUUUAUGAGUUCCAACAAUGUAGGGACAAAUAUCGUGAGCUAUGUGGCAGUGCUGGAAUGCACGUUGAUCUAGUUGAGGAAUUUAUUCGGCGACAAGCACUUUUAAUUAGUCCAAUUUGUCCUCAUGUGGCUGAACAUGUAUGGUCCUUAUUAGGUAACAAGGAAACUAUAUUGAAAUCUACGUGGCCUACUGUUGGACCAAUCAAUGAAAUUGAUAUACAAUGUUCAGAGUAUCUAAUGGAAGCUGCACAUGUAUUUCGUAUAAAUUUGAAAAAUGCUUUACAGGUUCGUAUUAAAGGAGGGAAGGAAAAGUCAGUCGAACCUAGUGUUAAACCAACAAGUGCUACAAUUUGGGUAGCUAAAAAUUUCCCACCUUGGCAAAAUUGUGUUUUAAAUACGAUGAAGGAACUUUAUGAAAAGAAUAAUGGUCUACCAGAUAAUAAAGUUAUCGCGGCAGCACUUCAAAAUAAAGAUGAAUUGAAAAAGUAUAUGAAAAGAGUAAUGCCAUUUGCGCAAAUGGUGCGAGAAAAAGUUGAAAGCGGUAAAGGCAAAGCGGCUUUAGCUACUGUAUUAGACUUUGAUGAGAAAACGGUUUUGCAGAAUAACUUGGAAUAUUUAAAACAUACAUUGGAUUUGCAACAAUUGGAAAUUAAGCAUACUGAUGAUCCUACUGCUCCCGCAAAGACGAGAGAAGAAGUUAAGCCGGGUUCUCCGUUUAUUAAUUAUGAAAUCGCACCUAAUAUAUCGGUAACUCUUCAAAAUCCAAUUCAACGCUCUGGACUUUUUACCGUAGAUACAGUCAUAUCAGAUGGCGAAACCGUAACCACUUUUUAUGAAAAAGUUGCGAGAAUAAUUGGUUUAAAAGAUUUCAAUGCCCUAAAAAUAUGGCGGUUUCAAGAUCCGGUUUUGGGUCCAAGAAGAAUACCUUUAUUUGAAGACUAUAAAACUGGUAAAAUAGAAUUAACCGAAGGACGUUUGCAAGUUAGCAAUGAGAAAAAAACAUUGUAUUUAUUAACUAAUGGAAAAUCUAUUGAAAUUGGAAAAAAUUUUAUUUAUGUCGUUGAAUGAUAAUAAUGCUGAAAACUUUUCAUAAACUUAAUAAUUUAUUUUGAUUUUUGUAAGAUUAUCAUAACAAACAUACAUAUAUGAAUUUUUUAAAUAAGUAUGUAUUUGUAAAAAAAAUAUGAAAAACUUAAAGUAUA